Molecule: messenger RNA, 684 nt
Organism: Acanthosepion pharaonis
Lineage: Eukaryota; Metazoa; Mollusca; Cephalopoda; Sepiida; Sepiidae
Source: the annotation of a GenBank genome assembly
AUGGAUUUUGGUGUAUCUAGUUACAAAAAACCUUUUAGUACUUAUUUCAGUCCUUAUGCAAUGAAUGGAGGCACUGUUCUGGCCUUGUCAGGUGAGGAUUUUGCUAUUAUUGCUUCAGACACUCGAUUAAGUGAAGGAUUUAUGAUACAUUCCCGAGAGUCUCCAAAGACCUAUACACUGACGGAUAAGACAGUGCUUGGUUGUGUAGGUUUCCAUGGUGAUGCUCUUACUGUAACUAAAAUCUUGGAAGCUCGUCUGAAGGUCUAUGAACAUAAUCAUCGUAAAGAGAUGACCACUCCAGCUAUAGCUGCUCUACUGUCCACAAUUCUCUACCAUAGACGUUUCUUUCCUUACUAUGUAUACAAUCUUAUUGCUGGUAUUGACGAAGAAGGUAAAGGAUGUAUAUACAGCUUUGACCCUGUUGGAUCAUAUGAACGAGAAACCUGUCGAGCUGCAGGUUCUUCCAGUGCUAUGCUGCAACCUCUCUUGGAUAAUCAAAUUGAAUGCAAAAACCAGCAAAAUAUGCAGAAGACUCCAUUGACACAAGCUAGAGCCCUUCAGCUAGUGAAAGAUGUGUUUGUAUCAGCUGCUGAAAGAGAUAUCUACACUGGCGAUUGUAUUACGGUGAAUCUCAUCACCAAAGAUGGCAUUACCAAUGAAGAAUUUAGGUUAAGAAAAGACUAA